Nematocida major is the source of this 3150-nucleotide messenger RNA. Its product is annotated as structural maintenance of chromosome 2. NCBI's taxonomy places the organism in Eukaryota, Fungi, Microsporidia. Gene Ontology annotation, biological process: chromosome organization. Gene Ontology annotation, molecular function: ATP hydrolysis activity; protein binding; ATP binding. The transcript has a single exon. Bases 1 to 3150 code for a protein of 1049 amino acids. Gene Ontology annotation, cellular component: chromosome. The record is from RefSeq and is a predicted model, not a curated record.
AUGUACUUGGAAAGUCUUGAAGUCGAAGGGUUUAAGAGCUACGGAGACAGAACGGUGAUUGGGCCACUGGACAAGUCAUUCACAGCAAUAACAGGCCUCAACGGAACAGGAAAAAGCAACAUCCUCGAUGCAAUAUGUUUUGUCCUGGGCGUGGACACUCCCCGUCUCCUGAGAAGUGGCUCAAUGCGGGACCUCAUAUUCAAGCAGAAGAAGGGAACGAGCGGAAGCGCCAAAGUGUCUUUGCUCUUCUGCAACAAGGAGAAGGACAAAGGCCCUGCAGGAUAUGAGGAGAUCGACACGAUAAAAAUCACCCGAAUAAUCACCGAAGAAGGCCGGACAAAGUACCUCCUCAACGAUCACAGUGCAAGCACGAAGACUGUCACGCGCCUUCUGCAGUGCGUAGGCCUUUCCUCCAGCAAGGGAUACGCAGGGGAAAGCUCCCGUGUGGAGAAGCAGGUUCCCUACUACAUCGUCAUGCAGGGAAGAGUGAGCAAGAUCCUUUCCAUGCGCAGUUCGCAGUUCCUGAGUGUUUUGGAGGAGUGCUCUGGGACAAGCACGUACAAAACGGAAAAGUGCAAGGCCCACAGCGUCCUCGAGAAGAAGGAGAGAAAACUCCUGGAGACGAAGGAGACGCUGGGAAGAACCAUAUUCCCGUUUAUGGAGAGACUGCGCCAGGAAAGAGACGAGUACUACCUCUUCAAGGAGACGGAGGCAAGGCGAGCAUCUGCCGAGAAAGAGGCUCUGGAGUGCGCAGUCGAGAUCGAGCACCGGGAGGAGGAGGCGCACGAAGAGAUGAAAAAGCAGCUGCUCAGAAGAAAUGCCGAAAUAGAGCAGGAGAUUUCCGAGAUGGUCCAGAAAAUGGAGGGAACUGCCCUCCUGGACGUAGACAUUGCGGGGAUACAGGAGGUGAUCGACGCGAAGAAAAGAGAAAUCUCCGGGCUCAUGAUAGAGGUCCAGGAGGAAGAAAUCCGGCACAUAGGAGAGGCCAUUUCCGGCGUGGAGAGAGACGUAAAGCACGUUUUGGCCGAAUACACGGACGUGGAAAGGCGCUUGCAGGUCCCCGAGGAAAAAGCGUCAGCGCAAGCAUCAGCAAAAGCCUUUGUAAAAAACGGGGAGAAUUUGGGCAGAGAAAAAAGUCUCCAGGAAGUUUCUGAGGAGGAGAGUUUGAUUCGCGCCCGGAUGGAGGAAGUGCUCGUUCUGAUGGAGGCCAGGGAAAAGGCCCUUUUGGACGCAGGCAGGCAUAAGAGCAUUCUGGACGUGGAGCGCAGGAAGGAGGCUCUUUCUGUGCAGAUUGAGGGCCUCCAGAGAAGCCUCUCCCGCACGGAAAAUGCCUUGGAGGAGGCGAGGAGAAGGGGAAUUUCCGAGGAGGAGGCGGCACGAAAUGUGAAAAUGCACGCGGACUGCAGGGGAGACACAGCAAGUGACCUCCGCAGGGAGAUUGAGCGGGCAAAGCGGGAGGUGGGAUAUCCCGUGCAGAGUGGAGUCUUUGGGAAGGUGAAGGAGCUCGUCCGGAUAAAAGCCCCGGAGGAUGAAGUUCCCGUGGGGACUGUGAUAGGAGCGCGCAGGGAGUACAUAAUCGUGCAGGAUGAGAACGUUGCAAAAAAAGUCAUCGAAGAACUUUCGAGGGAGGGCCGGAGAGUCGACGUAAUUCCCCUCAGUAAAAUUGUCUCUCGGAGAAUAGACCCCAGGAAGGAGGAGGCCGCAAGAAAGCACAGAAGCAUUCCCCUGAUGGAGGCAGUUCAGUAUCCGGCCGAAAUAAAGAAGGCUGUCGAGUACCUCCUGGGAGGAUUUAUUCUGAGCCCAGACAGGAAGACUUCAGUGAAGCUGCGGGACGGAGAGGGAAUCACAACAGUCACCCGAGAGGGAGAAAUAUUUGACAAAAGAGGAACAGUCACGGGGGGAAGCCCAGAGGGGGGAAUAAAGUACUCCGGAGGAUCGUGCGAAGCGAGAACCAGAUUGUGCGACCUGCAGAGACGGGAUGAAGCCCUGCGCCUGGCCCUGCGAGAGUGCCCGAUUUCUCGCCUGCAGGAAAGCGAGAGGUGCGUGAAGGCGUUUGCCGAGAGGGAGGCGCUGAAGAAAGAGCUUGCAGAAGCGCAGGCAGAGCUGGCAGUCCUGGAAGAGAGCGGGACCCCGCAGGAGAGGAGAGACCUGCAGGCACUCGAGGAGAUCGGGGGAAUAAAGGCAAGAUUCGACUCCCUCGCGAACAGCAGGAAAUCCCUGCAGGAGAGGAGAGUGCAGGCGGAGAGAGCCCUGAAAGUUGCAAGGGAAAGGGAGGAGACACUUUCCGAGGAGAUCAGCCGGGAGGAGACGCAUAAGUUGGAGGGCAUCCGGAGUAAUGAAGUAAAUACUGCGAGAAGGUCGAUACAGAUGAAGGAGAGGCGGAGCCUGCAGAGGGCGAUAGAUGAAAUCUCCCAGGAGAUGCGGAAUAACGAGGUGAAGAUAAAGAAGGAGAGAAAACCCGUGAAGUACGCGCAGAGGAGGAGUGCUCGCUCGGAAAUUCGCAGGGCCUCGCUCGAGGAGCUGCAGGAGAGAGCCCGCGCCCUGAAGAAGGAGCUUGCAGAGAUGCAGGCAAUUCCCCGGAGAGACGUAAAUCACGUCCACAUGGAAACCCUCCAGAGAAAUGACGCCGUAGAGGAGGCACUCCGUGAGAGAAUACAGAAGGUGCAGAGCAAUAAGGAGAGCAUAGAGAAGUCCCUGGGACAGCUGAACUCAAUGGAGAAGGAGACAGUCGAGGGAAUAUUCCGGCAGGUAAACAGCAGAAUAGGAAAGUACAUGCGGUACUUCAUACCAGAAAGCGACGCCAGACUCGAGGCGGUUGACGGGUCCGUCAUGAAGGGCGUGGAAAUGCACGUGAAAAUUGGCACGUGGAAAAAGGGCCUUACAGAACUCAGCGGAGGACAGCGCUCUAUUUGCGCUCUCAGCCUGAUUUUUGCACUUCUGCGAACAAGACCGUCUCCCCUCUACAUUUUAGACGAGAUAGACGCAGCUUUGGAUGCUUCGCAUACGGAGGCCAUGGGGAGAAUGGUCCAGAAGGAGUUUGGAGGGUCGCAGUUUAUAGUUGUCUCGCUGAAGGACGGAAUGUACCAUAAUGCAAACGUCUUGUUCCAGACCUUCAUACGAGAGGGCACGUCCGGAGUGCGGAGGAUGUAG